This is a messenger RNA of Eurytemora carolleeae, 3837 nucleotides long. It is a transcript of the gene Tomosyn, whose product is annotated as syntaxin-binding protein 5. The coding region runs from base 156 to 3425 and encodes 1089 amino acids. The transcript is spliced from 29 exons. Lineage: Eukaryota; Metazoa; Arthropoda; Copepoda; Calanoida; Temoridae. Gene Ontology annotation, cellular component: cytoplasm; SNARE complex; plasma membrane. Gene Ontology annotation, molecular function: myosin II binding; GTPase activator activity; syntaxin binding. The record is from RefSeq and is a predicted model, not a curated record. Gene Ontology annotation, biological process: regulation of exocytosis; regulation of protein secretion.
AUGUUACAAUCGUGACAAUGAGUGUCAGAUUCUUGAAUGCUUCAGUAAGUUUCAAGAAGAUCAACUAGAAGAAAAAUGAAAACGGCAAAAGUUUAAGAUUAACCCUGGAGCGGGCCUGCAAUCUCGAGGAUAUUAUGAAUGAGCGGAAAUAAAAAAUGUCUAGUCUGAAGAUGAAGAAAUUCCCAACAAUAAAGGGUGUGUUUGAGAAUAUCAGGGGAAGUGUGAGCAGUGGAGAGAAAUCUGCCACAUCCUGGUUUACUUCCUUAUUUAGUUCUAGCCAUCCUGAUGGAAUCCCAGCUCGGUUAGAGAGUGAGAUAAUCGAGGCUCUAGUCCCAGACUAUUUCCGGUUGGAGAAAACCAGUCUGCAUGGGUUCCCAUUUAAACCAACUGCCGCGGCAUUUGAUCCUGUUCAAAAGGUUCUCGCUAUUGGGAAUAGGCAUGGAAGCGUACGGUUGCUUGGAAGACCGGGGUUAGACAUUACUUUUCAUCAUGACUCCCGAAGUUCUGUGAUACAACUGCUAUGGCUGGUGAACACUGGUCAGCUGAUAUCUGCGUGUUGUGAUGACACUAUUUACCUUUGGGACGUGAGGAAAAGUGAAAUUGAAUUAUUGCAAAGUUUGCGAUUCAACCGAGAAAGCAUAACAUGUAUAUAUUCAGCUUUACGGUCGAAAUGGAUGUAUGUGGGAACAGACAAAGGAAAUGUUCAUGUUAUGAAUCUAGAUUCUUUCAGUCUUUCCGGGUAUUCUAUAAGUUGGAACAAAGCUAUAGACAUGAUGCAGAAAACUCAUCCUGGUUGCGUCACUCAUUUAUCAGAGAACCCAGCUGAUUCCUCUAAGCUGCUGAUAGGGUUUGAGACUGGAUCACUCUGUCUGUGGGAUCUCAGUAAUAAAAAAGGAGACCAGAGAUAUUCGUACAAUAAAAAGUUCACCUCUGUCAGCUGGCACUGGGAGGGUCGGCAGUUUGUUUGCAGUUGUUCUGAUGGAUCCUUGGUCACGUGGCAGCUUAGACCAACAGCUGGUAAACCAAGCGCCGUCAUUUUCCCACACAAGAAGAAAGGGGAUGAGGUAGAGGAUAUGGCUUCUAUUGAUAAGGUUGAGUGGGUGGUGAGUAGAGAUGGAGAAUCCUAUUUUAUAUUUUCUGGAGGAUUACCCCAGGAUGUUACAGGAGCACAACCGAGUAUUACAGUAAUGCAGGGUAAGAAUGUAACAGUAUUGGAAAUGGAGUUCUGUGUUUUAGACUUUUUACUGAUAACAGAUAGUGUAUACAGAUCUGAGAUUUCGAACCCUGAAUCAAUCUUGGUGCUGCUGACCAAUGACCUGGUGGCUAUAGACUGCCGGGCAACUGGGUUGCCCAGCUACGAAAAUCCUUAUGCAAUGGAUUUUCAGGCUGGAUGGUCAGGUAGAGAAUGGCCUGUAUCUGGUGGAGUAGAAACUGGAAAGGACGGAGGGAUCUCACAUUUUGAACUCGUAGUAACUGGGCAUGCUGAUGGUUCAGUUAGGUUCUGGGAUGCAAGCAGUAACUGUAUGCAGGCCCUAUGUAGGCUUAGAACACAAAAACUUUUUGAAAAGAAUAAGAACGGUAAGGUAGAUGUACUGGAGGAAGACCCAUACGCAAUCACUGGUAUUGUGCUCUCACAGGACUGCAAGCAGCUCCUAGUUGCCGGUCAAACUGCACAGGUUAUCCUGUUUAAAUUCGGUAAAAAGGAUGGAGUUGGAGAGGUGGCUUGCCUAGAAAUACCAAUCAUUUAUGAGGUGAAAAGAAUUCUUCUUGUCUUUAUGCAAAAAUCAUUUAAUUAUAAACAUUCUGCAUUUUUAUACUUUUCACCACUCAAGGUUCGGGCUGGUCAGUUAAAGAAACCUGCUGGAUACCAACCAGAGCUAACCUGUCUCACCCCUUGGGUAAACACAGAGCCCCCUUCUCCUAUCUCCUGCCUCACCCUGAACCCUGUAUUCGGACUCCUUGCCUAUGGGAACGGAUCUGGACUGGUUAUUGUCGACUUUAUCCAGCAGAAAUGUUUAUUAAACAUGGGUACUGCUGAUCUGUACGGGAGUAACGACCCAUAUCAGCGCAUGCCGCGUUCUCCACGCCUGCUGCCGGCCAGCCCAUCUGAUGACGUCAUUGUGAAGGUUGACCUCAGUAAUUAUUCACAAGUAACUAAAUCAAAGGACGAGGAGAAGAAAGAUGAGAAGACAGAAGAGAAUGGAACCCCGAAGGAGAACCUGAAUGUAACCCUGAGUACCGGAGUUAAAGCCAAAAAUCGUCCUCGUCCUCUACAAAAAGCCGGGACGGGUAGUUCAGCUGAGGAGAAUAGUUUGAGUAAAUCUAGGAGCUCAAGUGUUGGAAGCAUGGAUCAGAUUGUGGAGGGGGAAGGAGUUACUGCUCUCCACUUUGGGACAUCCUUCCCCAACCGUUUAGAUUUCGAACUUUCUUCAUGUCUCUUCAUCGGGACAUCCCUGGGUUCUAUUCUUAUCAUUGUUAUUCAGCUACCAGAGACUGGAGAACUUAGAGAGAGUGACCCUGUGAUAGUAUCUCCAAGUUGUUCUCUGCUCAAGCUACGGUCUGCAGUACUAGAGAUGGGACUCUUAGACUCAUCCUUCUCCUUGAUGGAUCGUCCUGAUCCUCCUCAGGGUAUCCGGCACACCAGUAGGGCAGGACAAGGAGCUCCAGCCACACCUCAAGCCACGCCUCAGGGAGAUCAGCAGGUUCUAGCAGUGUGUACGGAGAAGGGCGUGUCAGUGUUUGCCCUCCCAAGCCAAAGAUUGACGGCUAGCUCCAUGUUCUCCGAGGGUGUGACUGGUAUUCGUAGUUCUAUACUAAGCUGGGGCGGAGCUAAAAUGUCUCCUCUUAUUCUUAUAUUUACAUCCGACGGAGGAAUCAAAGGAUUCUCUCUCCCAUCUCUCCGUCCUAUGAUAGAGAGCAAUCUGGUGUCUGUCAACUCUCCGAGGAUAUCCAGGACCCUGAGAUUUUCCACUGGAGGGAAUGGAGUAUAUUUCACCAACCCAAACCAAAUUCAGAAAUUUAGCGUUAAUGCCGAGUCUAUCAAGUCACACAGAGAAACCUGUGGUAAACUUUUCCAGGACAACAUAGAGAUGCCGGAGGCCCCUAAACAAGGGUUCCUCAAGGGACUAUUUGGAGGAGGACCUAAACCUCUAGAUAGAGAAGAACUGUUUGGAGAGAGUUCAGGAAAAGCUUCCUCGUCCCUGGCUAAAACUAUACCUGGAGCUAAACUCAUGGAUCUCCAGGGGAACAGUGGUGGUGCAACUAGUGAGGUUGCCAAGGCUAAGCAGGCAAUCUGUGAACGAGGACAGAAACUAAACGAGAUUGAAGACAGGACGGAGAUGAUGUCAAACGAGGCUAAGAUUUUUGCGGACAAUUCCCACAACAUGAUGCUGCAUUUCAAGAAUAAGAAAUGGUACCAGUUGUAAGAUCAAUCAAUCAAAUACAUAUUCAUAUUUACAUUCCAUGAUAUGGACACUAUCUAGUGUCUAGUGUCUAGAACACUUCUAGACAAUUGUUUACAAUACCAGGUUUUUUACCCGACAUCCAAAACCAAAGAUAAUUUAAUCACUAAUCUAUAGAAGUAUGUUCAUCAAAUCAAAUAAAUUGAAAUAUUAAAAACUUCAAAAAGUAUAAAUAUCUCGUGAAACAAAUUUUAGGGCAUUGAAUCAAUUAUGAACCCCAAGCUUUCUCUGUGAACAGUUUUGAUAGAUGAAUAUGUGAUUAUAAUUUAAAAUUUGACGGUUCAUCUACUCUAGUCAAAAUUGAUUAAUUAAAAAAUUUCAAAAUCUUGUGAAACUUUUUUUGUUAAAGAUUAAUAAUAUCUUGUUGAUGUGGCAA